AUGUGAACGCAGCGCGACAAAGAAGCGAAACCGAUACAGCACUGCAGCCCUUCCAUGUGAAUCCCCCUCCGCACCCCUCAGCAAGCAAAGAAGUUACGAGAGCAAGCUGGCAAGUUCCCUACGUUAGCUCCAACCGUACGUGAACUCCGCACCGGGCUGAGGGAAGCCGCGUGGGACUGAACCACCAGGAGAAAACAAGUAUAGUAAUGUCAGUAUUUAUAACGUACACAAGGGGGUACAGAUAGUUUUAGGUACCAGAAGUCGUUUCAGUCUCGUCAUUUUUUUGUUGUGAAGAGGAGGACAUCCUUACUGCGUCGCCAUUUCUUAGAACCGGCAGCCGAUACCAGUUAAGAAGAAGAAAUGCCUCAGAAGCAAAAGUCAAAGUCCUGGCUGGAGCUGAAACAAGCUGGAAACGAAUGUUUCAAGAAGGGCCAGUAUGGAGAGGCCACCAGUCUUUACAGCCAGGCAAUCAAAGAGCUGGAGAAGUCCGGUAAAAAGAACCCCGAGGAGUUGGCCAUUUUGCACUCAAACCGUGCAGCAAGUUACCUGAAAGACGGCAACUGUGCAGAAUGUGUGAAAGACUGCAACGUGUCGCUGGAGUUGUUGCCGUUCAACGUCAAGUCUCUGCUGCGCCGCGCUGCUGCCUACGAAGCUUUGGAGCGUUACAGGCCCGCUUACGUAGACUACAAGACGGCCCUGCAGGUCGACUCCAACAUAACGGCUGCUCACGACGGCACCAACAGGAUGACGAAGGCGCUCACAGAGGCAGACGGCCUGUCAUGGAGAGAAAAGCUUCCUCCCAUCCCCACCGUUCCUCUGUCUGUUAGAGAGAAGCUAGCACAGAAAGCUGCACAGCCAAACCCGACGCCACAGCAGAACGGCAGCAGACCAGCAGACAAACCUGCUCCCAGCGAUGCGGACAUAAAGAAAGGCCAAGUCCUGAAGGAAGAAGGCAACGCCCUGGUGAAGAAAGGAGAGCACAAGAAGGCCAUAGAGAAGUACAGCCAGAGUCUGAAACACAACCCCACCGAGGUCACGACCUACACCAACCGGGCGCUGUGUUACCUGUCAGUGAAGCAGUACAGAGAUGCUGUCCGAGACUGCGACGAGGCUCUGAUGAUCGACAGCAGCAACAUCAAGGCUCUCUACAGGAGGGCGCAGGCUCACAAGGAGCUCAAGGACACCAAAGCCUGUGUGGACGACCUGAACAACCUGCUCAAAGUGGAACCAAAGAACACGGCCGCCCUGAAGCUGCUGCAGGAGGUGCAGAAGAAGAAGUGAUGACACACCAGGAUGUGUCACUGCGCUGCCUGCAGAAAGGAGGGAAGACGAGUCUCGCCGUGUUCUCAGAAGAGCUAAGGGCUGAGCAGUGACACGAUUGGACCGCUUUAACUCAAAGACUGACCCUGUGUUUACCAAAAGCUCCUUCGCACUGACCGCGUGUUUGACCCGUUUACUCGCCUCGCAGCAAACACGAGCUCGGUCUCGAGACGCUUGUGGAAAACGCAGCACAGGUUGGCGAGAACUGAUGGCGUGUCGGCAAGAACGUUGGUGCUUCACCAGUUUUAUUGUCACCCGUCAGUUUUAAGCCACUGAGUAUUUAUGGAUGUUUAACAGAUGCAACGCGUCAUAAUUCUAACCAAGAAUAAGCUUUUACCAUCACCUUUUGGCAAAGUGAAGUUCGGCAGUUGGAGCUCCUGUCGGACACUAAAACUUGUUAAUUUGUUGGAGGCUGGAAUUUGCUGUUCUUGUACUAUAAAAAAUACUCCUGAUUAGAGCUGCAGCUAGUGAUUGCUUCCAACUACUUAAUUGUUCUGUAAAAUGUCAAACAUCUGCCGCUCACCUUGGCAGGUAAGAGAAACCCACACACCUGAUUUGCAUUACAGUGAAGCAAAUGGAAAUGGGAUGGCGUGAAAGACAUUCAGCCUGUUGUUGUGGCUCGUUUAACGGAGGGCGAGGUAAAUGCAGUAAUCGUCGCAGCUCCACUCCGACUGUUAAAAUUAGAAGGAAGUAUAAGUAUGUAUUGAAGGCAGCCUGGCUGUGUAAACACUGGUGAUGGUAACAGUUUAUUCUGGAUCAGAGUUAAAGUUAACAGCCAUUAUUCACAUAAUGUUUGUCACUCAGGUAGUUUUAUUUAUCUCAUGUUUGGUUUUCUGAGGCUUGGAGUUUGUGUUUUGCCGUGUUCACAUCAUAUGGAAGAGACUCAAGAGGUUAUCAUGAGACUCCCACGUUUUCCAUGUCAAUGGUGUGUUACAGUUAACAACAACCCCUAUGAGUGGCAGUAUAGCAUGAUAUACAUGAAUCCACAUUUCCUCUGCUUUUCCUGGUUGAUUUUGGCGUUUCCUCAGUUGUAGUGUAGACUUCAGACUUGACGUCAAGUCUUGAAGCUUUGGUCACAAGUACUCAUGUCCAGAACCUGUUCCAUACAGCGUGAUGUUUUCUCCUCAUCUUUUCAGCCUCGUUUCACAUCUGAAUUGUAUCCGUCACUACGCUGAAGACUUCUGUUUGCUUACAUCUUUUAGGAUCAUAGCAUCAGUUUGCUUUUGUUUCCUCCAUUUGAAAGGCAAAUUACACGAACCAAGUCAAACUGUCCUCAAACGGGUCAUCCUGAACAAAGUGCCGUCUCAAUGCCUGAUCAUGUUUCCUUUGUUUCUUUGUACUGUUGUGAAAUCAAUCAUCUUGCUGUAGCUUGGAAAGUCUCCAUCUUGCCUGAAGUGCCUGUCUUCAUUUUCCAUCUGCUCCUCUGGAUUAGAAUAACUACAAUGCGCAAAAUCACACCUUCACAUGCGUUUAACACAAGGAACGACUGUAAAAUACAGCUCGACGUCUUCGUGUUCGCACAGUCAAGCCAAGAAGCUGCACAGCGCGACCGCAGCCUCACGCUCAUGGAAUCUGAUCGUUUGUUUUUGUCAACUCACUUCUGUUUGAACUGCAAAUAAACACACCUGAAGUAAA
Molecule: messenger RNA, 2955 nt
Organism: Scatophagus argus
Lineage: Eukaryota; Metazoa; Chordata; Actinopteri; Scatophagidae
Gene: tomm34
Product: translocase of outer mitochondrial membrane 34
Exons: 8
Coding region: 361-1281 (306 amino acids)
Cellular component (GO): mitochondrion; cytosol
Molecular function (GO): heat shock protein binding
Source: RefSeq, a predicted model, not a curated record